Molecule: messenger RNA, 714 nt
Organism: Ipomoea nil (Japanese morning glory)
Lineage: Eukaryota; Viridiplantae; Streptophyta; Magnoliopsida; Solanales; Convolvulaceae
Exons: 3
Coding region: 1-714 (237 amino acids)
Source: RefSeq, a predicted model, not a curated record
AUGCGUGGUUUACUGCUAGUGCGAGAGGUGCUUCAUGCCAGGCUUGUGUUUGUGGGUGGGGAUUGCCUCCUUUGUGAUUCGGACAGUGAAACAAUAGCUCAUGUUUUAUGUGAUUGUCCGGUCGCGGUUCAAGUUUGGGGCGGUGUGGCUGUUCUAACCGGACGAUCCUUAUGUGUUUUCGCUGAUGAGGUGCUCGGUUCGCGGGAUAGGACCAAAAUUCUGGAGAUGGCUGCGCGGUUUUGGACGAUGUGGAAGGUUUAUGCUCUUAUUUCAGCAUGGCAGAUGAGUAGGGAAACAGCAAGUGGUCUCACUCCAGCAGCUUUGCGUCCGGCCACUGCUUGGAUUCCAUCUCCAGUGAAUGUUUUGAAAUGCAAUGUAGAUGCUUCUUUAUUGGAUGCUGGUGUGGGGUAUGGUGCUGUGUUGCCAGACCACAAUGGGUUUUUUGUUGCUGCAGUUGGGGGGCGUCUGCAGUGCUCCCGUGAUGCUUAUGUGGCGGAGACUAUGGCAGUGAAGGAGGCUCUUACCUGGUUGAAAUCGCUUAAUAGUCGCAAUCAAUGGCGUCUGGUUGCUAGGGACAUAGGGGACGUAAUGGUUCGCCAUGUCAGUAGGACAGCGAAUCAUGUCGCUCACGUGCUUGCGCGAGCAGCUGUUUCUUUGUCUGUCCUGGGAGGUUGGGAGUCUGUCCCUCCGAGUUGUAUUUCAGGUUUACUAUGA